GUGUGAAGUAAGAGUCGAGGUUACGUCAGGGUACUUACUCAGUACUUGCAUACACUAGUUACAUAGCGGGGUGAUCCGGACCCCGCCACCACCACCACCAUCCCACCACCAUCCCACCCCACCUCAUCACUCACAUCACAUCAUCUUCAUCACCCUCGACCUCCAACCCACGACAGUCCAACCCACGCCAACCACCAACCCCAACCAUGGCGGGCAAAAAAGCCGCACCAGAGAACACCAAGAAGGUAGCGGGCAACGCGAAGAAGGCCGCAGCAGCGGAGGCCAAGGCCGCAUCCGACAAUGCGAAGAAGGCGGUAGUCGAGGCUGAGGAGUGGAGCAAGGGCGCGAAGAGUAACGAUAAGAAGGAGGCCGCGGAAGCCAAAAAGCGGGAGUUAGCUGCAAAGAAAGCCGAGAAAGACAAGCUUUUGGCGGAGGAGGAGGCCGCUGCGCCAUCCAAGCCGAAGGGUGGGAAAGUAGCGGUGAAGCGGGGCGGGAUCGAUGGUGCGCUGGACGCGAUCAACGCGACGGGAAUCGACGACGCCCUGGACGCGCUUGCGAUCACUACGAGCGACGGGAAGACGGUGACUGUUGACCGGCAUCCCGAGCGGCGGUUUAAGGCGGCGUAUGCCGCGUACAAAGAGCGGAGACUGCCUGAGGUCAAGGAGGAACAUAAGGGCCUCAGACUUAACCAGAUGGUCGAGCUUAUCAAGAAGGAGUUUGAUAAACACCCUGAUAACCCCUUCAAUCAGACGGGUAUCGUCGCCCAUAAUGCCACUAGGGAGGAGAUUGAUGCGAAGAGGAGGGAUGAGAGGGAUAAGAUCGAGAAGAGGCUGGCGGCGGGGAAAUAAAAGGGCAGGCUGGUUUCGUGUGUUCUUUGCUUUUCGUUUGGCUGGUCGCUUGCUUUGAACUCUCUUUCUUGAUGGACUGUAUGGCUGUAUGGGGGCUGGAGGCGCAAAAGCACACGGGCUCUCUACUGCUACUACUACUACUACUACUACUACUACUACUACU
Messenger RNA from Tricharina praecox, 1011 nucleotides. RefSeq lists its product as uncharacterized. The transcript has 2 exons. Gene Ontology annotation, cellular component: nucleus. Gene Ontology annotation, molecular function: transcription coactivator activity. The coding region runs from base 207 to 848 and encodes 213 amino acids. Gene Ontology annotation, biological process: transcription by RNA polymerase II. The record is from RefSeq and is a predicted model, not a curated record. Lineage: Eukaryota; Fungi; Ascomycota; Pezizomycetes; Pezizales; Pyronemataceae.